AUGUUCAAUAACCUUCGACGACCGGUGCCCUCGAAGGCCGCUCUCAAAGUCCUCUACCAACUCGCCUACAUCUCCUCUGGAACCGCGGUGGGCAUCGCAACGCUCUGCACGGAGGAGCGCAGGAGACAGGCGAAGAUCGUGCAGAAGAUAGCUGAUAAUGCGAAGAGGAUACGGCAGAGUCCGCGAUAUGUGCAUAAUGCGGCGACGGCGGCGAGGAGAGAUGAGUCUGGGGAUUCGCAACACGAGCUGAUGCAAUACGCGCCAUUGGAUCAGAUGGAGGGUGAGCAGGGCGAAUAUGUCCAAGGCGAACACGUCAAUGGAUGGAAAAGAAGACCAGUUCGUGAUAGCGAUCUGCCGUCUGCGGUUGAGCGAGGAUAUGAGCAACUGUCCUGGCGGGGUUACAAACGUGCUCGAAAGCGACGGAGGUCGGCUCGAGACCAAGCAAAGACCGAGCGUGUUCGAAACCCUUUCGUGUCCGACCAGUCUACCAACCAUGGUGUUCUGCGACGGGUCGAAGCGCCAACCGCGUUGAUCAAUGUAUACUCAAGAGGGAGACACGGAGGAAGUCGACUCAGCUUCGUGCAGCAAGUGGAAGAGGCAAUGGAGAAUGACAUGCCCUCGCACUUCAGAGACAUGCUGAAAAACUCGCCGAAAGAGAGCUUUCGCGGUCGACGGAAGUCAGUAACACCGCAAUCGCUCUCCCUGGAUAUCGACCUCUUCUUUCAGAAGCAACCGUGGAGCUCGAAUGGAAUUACUGAAACAAUGAUGGCAUCCGUCCUUUUCCUGGAUGCCAUCAAAUUUGGCACACUCGUGGAGAUCGAUUCCCUAUUUCGGUGGAUGGCCACCAGAGAUGCCCUCCAGCCCGCGCAUUUUAUUGCGAUCUGCGAUGCACAUCGGGGUCUCGCAGACAGACUUGACCACCAAGAGCUUUUUGAGUUCUAUAGAAAACUGUUCGAGACAGACGAGUUCCGCGGCCUCGAGACGACAGAACGAAUACACAGUUGCUUGACGGUGGCUGAGGACAGCGGGUCCUGGGACUUAGACCUCACCGUGGUCUCCCGCUAUAAUCGACUUCUAAAAUGUGUGAAAGCUAGCGAAUUCAAGGAAAUCUUAGAUGUCCUUGAUGGUGCCAUUGACAAGCUGCUGGAUUCACACAACGCCCCACGUGCGCAUCGUUGGACAAAUAUGGUGGUGUUGAAGAUGUUCAGGUCAUCCAGGAUCAUCCAAAUGCUUGCACAUGACGAGACCCAGCGAUUGGGUGCAAUACGAAGCAAGGUCUUCGAGUCUGCUCUCAUGCAUGGUCAGUUUGCGACUGCGUCUCGCCACCUGGAGCAUGCGUUGCGCUAUGAACCAGAUGAUGCUUUAUUUCGUCUGGAACGAUUUGCUUUGGCGUGCGCCCAGCGGGACUCGUUCGCGGAGCUUUCACGUUUCCUCCACCCUGGAGAUGUACGCUGUAAAAUCGACCACCUGGUCCUUCAAUUAAGUGACAUGGCAAGGGCUGCUGUGGCUAGAGCCUGCAUUGGAGAUAGAAAACGGCCUCUGCAAAGAAGCCUCUUCGACGAACUAUACUCAACACUUCCGGAAGAGCACCGCCAACCCCUAUUCGAGGCUCGAACCAGCAGACAACUCCAGGAUCAGUGGAGCAGCAAUCACGACCUUUCUGUUGUUUGGGAGGAAUACCGGUCUGCAAGAGAUUUUGCCCUUCACAAUGGCACACAGGAACUGAAAUUUGCUUUGGAUACGGCAAUGAUCGACAUUUGUAAUGCUGCCAAUCGUCCCGAUCAAGCGCUUCGACUUCUCUCAGAUCUUCAUCAGCGCACGCCACAUUCAUCCCGAACCUUGUCAAUGGCAGCAGUGUCUUUGGCACAAAAGAACGCAUGGGAGAGGGUCAGAAAGCUUGUUGAUCUCAUGGCAACCUCGGGAACAUUUGUACAGGACGGUCCCGUUUCCCGGUGCUUCGAAAACAUUAUCCGCCGGUUCGCACAUCGCCAUAAUCCAGCAGACACAUGGAAGUUUGUGACAGGUCUCAUCGAGAAGCUCCGCUUCGUACCAACUUGGGCGACGACGCAAAUCGUGUUGCGAGCUUUCGUUCGCAAGAAGCAUUUGUCCUUUGUCUCUCACUGGAUUAGGUACUUAAAAACGAUGGGUCACCGAUUUGAGAUGGACGUGAGGGCUGCGGCGAGCCUGAUGAACGCAUAUUAUCUUGACCAACGGCCUCCCCACGUUUUGAUAAUGUGGUUUUGUCGCAAGAUCACGCAGCUAGUGCCAUCAUUCGACGCGGCUGAAUUCGAGCGUGUCAUGCUUGAAGCUAAUACAUACGACCUGCGGAAAGGCAAGGGCGAACUUCUUCAGAAGGCAGAGAAGAACUUGAAUGUUCUUCAGCACUUGGAAGGUGUCAUAUCUCGUCCAUUCAAUGAGCGUCCUUUUGCUUCGCCUGAUGGGCCCUUUCCAAAAGUGCCAGACUCCAGUGGUGCGACAAGGCUGGUGCCUCAAACUAAUCAGGUGGGCAAUGUACCAUCUCGUCAAGCAUCGCAAGGAAAUUUGCCCUUGGAAGCGCCGACUGUGGACGAACUUUUCCAGAACCUGAUGCGCGACUUUGAAACCGAAAAUGCUCCCUCGGAUCAUCCUACGGCUUCGUAUUCUGACAUGAAGAGCGAUGGACAUGUUACCGAGACCAUUGGCUCUUCUCCCACACAGAAUCCUGAUGAUGAGAUGUUUGAGCAAGAAAGUGAACUCUCACAGUAUCUUAUGGACCUUGAAGCAGAUCUGCAAACUGGCCGACCUUGUGAAGGUCCAGCGCAGCGUAUCCAAAGAGAAAUGCUGACAAAGUUCUCGCUGCAACACUACGAGGAGGUUUUGGAAAUCUUCCGUUCUUCUCGUUCGCCUGCAGGUUUGCCUAUAUCGCGACAGGCACUUGAGACGGCUGUGGAAGCGAGCCUUCGAUUACGUCGCGGCGAUCGAGCUGAAGCCCAAGAUAUCAUUGCAGAAGCCCGCCGAGCUGGAAUGGACACUUCUAGUGCAGUGCAGCCAAUACUUCUUCAUCAUAUGUGGCAUUUGAAUGCAGAUGACAAGAAGGAUGUCAACAAUUUACGCCUGAUGGUCAUGGACUGGGAUCGUGCAAACGAAGCGAACGGACUUCCCAUGAACAAUCACAUUGGCGUCACAGCAGCCAACAUUCUGAUCAACAACCACCGACCAGAGUACGGAAUCAACCUCUUGAGCGACCUCAGCCGAUCGGAACGCAUUCAGAAAGAGCCGUUUGACAUUGUGGCCAUGACCGUCUUCAUCAAAGGGUAUGCGGCUCUGAGGUCUGAGAAAGGCAUCAAAUGGACAGUUGAAACCGUCUUAAAAAAUGACAUGCGAAUCGAUCGAAAAUUCCUCGACACCCUCAAAGUCUGUGCAACGCAUUUCGAAGCAUCUGGUGCAAGUCGCACGGGAAAGCCGAAUAUGCGACCAAAUCACUUUCGAGCACAACUCAGACAAUGGCGGUUGAUUUGCUCACAGCGGCGCACGCAGCAGAGGCAAUCAGCGAAAGUUUUCGGGAGGAACCUGGUGAAGUUCAUCUCCAAACUGGCAAAUGAAUCGCGAAAGCCGGUGAUCAAUGCCGAUGUCAGGAAAGAGCUUGAUGCCCAGCUCUUCGGCGCCUCGCCUUUCCACGAAGCCGCAACCUCAGCGGUCUCACCUGAAAAGCGAAGGCGACUAAGACGCACGAGGAUGCGCGUUGCGAGAGAGAUCCGUUGGGACCAAGGGCCACGGCAUGAGGGUCUUCGGACAGCAGAUGUCACUCGCGAUGCCGUUUGGGUCCAGCAAUACCGUGCUUUCCUUAGACGGGAUGUCGUUAUGCCUGAUGGUAAGCUUGCUUCUUUCAGGUACAGGCUCGCCAAUGUGCCCCGCCGAAAAAGGGCGCGAGAAGCUCGCUCAGGGCAGCCUGCACCGAUCAAUGAGAGCGUGGUGCAUGAUUUCGAUGAAGAAGAGAGCAGCCUAUGA
Messenger RNA from Zasmidium cellare ATCC 36951, 3987 nucleotides. RefSeq lists its product as uncharacterized. The record is from RefSeq and is a predicted model, not a curated record. Bases 1 to 3987 code for a protein of 1328 amino acids. The transcript has a single exon. Gene Ontology annotation, molecular function: protein binding. Lineage: Eukaryota; Fungi; Ascomycota; Dothideomycetes; Mycosphaerellales; Mycosphaerellaceae.